Prunus armeniaca (apricot) is the source of this 399-nucleotide messenger RNA. The record is from the annotation of a GenBank genome assembly. Lineage: Eukaryota; Viridiplantae; Streptophyta; Magnoliopsida; Rosales; Rosaceae.
AUGGCCCAGCCCGCCGAGGAGAUGGAGACCAUAAUCCUGACACAAGGACUUCCCCGAUCGGUGGGUGAAGAUCGGCACAAUCUGGACCCCGACUUCAGAGGCAGUUCAUCGACUUCUUACGGAACAUGCGGAAGGUCUUCGCCUGGUCAUUAUGACGACAUGCCCGGCAUAUCACCCGACGUCAUCAGCCACAAGCUCAGCAUCUCCCCGCCCACACACCAGUCAGGCAAAAGCGGCCGAUCGUACGAUGAGAACGGUAUGAGGCGUGCGCGCCGAAGUCGACAAGCUCAAAGCCAUCGGCUUGUUGAACGGAAGCUACGUACCCUGUUUGGCGGCCAACUCAGUCAUGGUUCGGAAGCCAGGGGAGGAUGGCGAAUGUGUCAGGAUUAUACCGGCUGA